UUGGUGUGAACGCUUUGUGGGCGGGGCCUGGAGUGACUUGCGCUGUAACCCGGAUGUGGCUGCACUCCAAGCCUCUCUCGUUAGAAGCAGGAGCCGGAACACAGUCUCUGAAAACAUGGCCGCCCCAUCUCAGUACAUCCUCCCCAAUGACCUUCCUGUUGCUCUACUGGAUUGUGAGGAGGCCUUCUCUCUACUGUCCACUGAAGAGAAGCUUUACACCCAUUUUCUGUCUCGAGCGUCGUUUUACGGAGGAUUGAUAGUUCUGUUCCAGACAUCGCCUGAAUCUCCAGCCAUAUACGUCUUGCUCAACAGGCUCUUCAGGAGGCAGGAGCCCUCUGUGCUGCAUGAGGUGGCAAAGAACCAAGGGCUGACCGAUGACGAGUACCAGGCCCUCUUAGUCUACACUGCUGGAUUCUUUGCCAACAUGGGAAACUACAAAUCUUUUGGUGAUACAAAGUUUAUUCCUAACAUUCCUAAGGAGAAACUGGAGAAGCUGCUGCGUGCAAGUGAGGCUUUUACAAAGGAUCCAGAGGGAAUGGAGGCGCUAUGGAAGAUGGUGGAAGACCGCUUGUACUCGCUCGAGCCACGAGAGAAGCAGCUGGGACUAGGGGACCAUGGGAUAAGCACUUAUUUUUCUGCAAAUUGCACUAUGGAAGAUGCAGAACUGAUUCAGAAGUUCCUUGACUCUAAGAGUCUUAGUGCCUACAACUCCCGACUCUUCAAAACUCAGGAUGAAGAUGGCAGAGCCAAGUAUGAAGUCCGCCUGGCCUCUGUCAGUAAGGAAGGAUCUGCUGAGGCUGCUUCUGAUCUCUCAAACCUCUUGGGUCAAUUUGAGUUUGAAGGUCACAAGAUCCAAGUUACAAGGGGAGAUUACUCUCCUUUACUUCUCAGGGUGAGGGAGAACCUGGAGAAGGCAAAGGCUAAUGCUGCCAAUGAAAACCAAAGGAAAAUGCUGGAGGAGUAUGGGCGCAGCUUUCAGGAAGGCUCCAUCCAAGCACACAAGGAGGGUUCCAAAUUUUGGGUGCAGGACAAGGGACCAAUAGUGGAAAGUUACAUUGGAUUUAUUGAAAGUUAUAGAGAUCCAUUUGGUUCACGUGGAGAAUUUGAAGGCUUUGUGGCCGUGGUUAACAAGUUAGUGAGCGCUCGCUUUGCUCAGCUCGUCUCCGCAGCAGAGGGCCUCAUAGCAUCGCUCCCAUGGCCAUCUACCUUUGAGAAGGACACUUUCCUCCGGCCGGACUUCACCUCCUUGGAUGUCGUGACGUUCAGCGGCAGCGGCAUCCCUGCUGGAAUCAACAUCCCAAACUAUGAUGAUAUCAGGCAGAGUGUUGGAUUUAAGAACGUUUCAUUGGGCAAUGUCUUAUCAGUUGGCGCUGCGACUGAGCGUGAUAAGCUCACAUUCCUAUCAGAAGAGGACAAGGAUGUUUUUACAAAGUAUCGUGGUCCAUCUUUUGAAGUCCAGGUCGGUCUGCAUGAGUUACUAGGACAUGGCAGUGGAAAGCUUUUUGUCCAGGAUGAGAAGGGAACAUUCAAUUUUGACAAAGAGAAUGUUAUCAACCCGGAGACUGGGGAGCAAGUAAAAAGUUGGUAUAAGCCUGGUGAAACUUGGGACGGCAAAUUCUCUACCAUUGCCUCUUCCUAUGAGGAGUGCAGAGCCGAGUGUGUUGGACUGUACCUGUGCGUCAAUGAAGAGGUGUUACGGAUAUUUGGUCAUGAAUCUCAGGAAGCGCAGGAUAUUUUGUAUGUCAAUUGGUUGAACAUGGUCCGGGCUGGGUUGCUGGGACUGGAAUACUAUACGCCGGAGACCGGCAAAUGGAGACAGGCUCACAUGCAGGCCCGCUUUGUCAUUCUCCGUGUACUCCUGGAGGCUGGAGAGAACUUCGUCACUGUCUCACAGAAAGCUGGAGCAGACGGCCGUCCAGAUGCCCAAGUGUCACUAGACAGGAACAAGAUCAUGAGCGUGGGACUACCGGCCAUCCAGCGUUUCCUGCAGCGAUUGCAGGUCUAUAAAUCUACAGCCAAUGUAGAAGGGGCUCGUGAGAUGUACGACGGAUAUUCCAAAGUCACAGAUGAAGAACCCAACAAGUUUCUCACCCUACGUGACAUCGUAAUACUGAGAAAGGAGGAGCGCAAAUUGUUUGUGCAGAUAAACACUCAGUUGGCAGGGGAUAAUGUAGAAGUCCUGCGUUAUGACAGCACUCCCUCUGGAUUAAUACGGUCAGUCCUGCAGAGAUUCUGCAAUGAAGAGGAGGAUCUGGAGAAGGAAAUGCUGGAACUGAGCUGCGCAGACGCCCUGUACUGGGAAAAACAGAACAGCAGAUGAAGUGUGAAGAAACCGGACUACAUAUUGCAGGACCGUGCUGGGAAAGGGUCAAUGAAGCAAGACUCUGCACAUUCACAGCAUAGAUUUGGGCAACAAUCAGUCUGUAUGUGGUUGUACCAUGAAUGGGAUUAAGUUCUACCAUAAUCAUUUAUACUGGAUAAAAGAAGGAAUGUUUUCAACUAAGUGUCUCAAUAAGAACAGUUAAAGGGGUUAUCCAGGAAAAAAAAUGUUUUAUAUAUCAACUGGCUCCAGAAAGGUAAACAGA
Hyla sarda is the source of this 2585-nucleotide messenger RNA. RefSeq names its product dipeptidyl peptidase 3 (gene DPP3). The transcript has 18 exons. Gene Ontology annotation, biological process: proteolysis. Gene Ontology annotation, cellular component: cytoplasm. NCBI's taxonomy places the organism in Eukaryota, Metazoa, Chordata, Amphibia, Anura, Hylidae. Bases 116 to 2320 code for a protein of 734 amino acids. Gene Ontology annotation, molecular function: metalloexopeptidase activity; dipeptidyl-peptidase activity. The record is from RefSeq and is a predicted model, not a curated record.